AUGAGCCUCUGUGACGAUUGCGUGAAGGGCGUACGCCACGAGGGUGAACCCGAAGGCAAGAUCGUGCAGAUCGGCGGUGUCGAGUGCUACGUCGGCACGCCCACAAGCGAGUAUGCCAAGAACAAAGUUAUCCUCUUCCUCUCCGAUGUCUUCGGAAUUCCGUUGGUCAACAACAAGCUUUUGGUCGAUGACUUCGCGCGCAACGGCUUCCGCACAGUCAUGCCCGACCUCUUCCAGGGCGACGCGCGCCCCGCGGAUUCCAUGAACCAGAGUUUUGAUCGCGCAGCCUGGGUGGCUCGCCACGGCCCAGAGUCGUGGCAGCCAGACGUGGACGCGGUCGUGGCCGCGCUGCAGGCAGAGGGCGUCGAGUGGAUCGGUACAAGCGGGUACUGCUUCGGGGCCCCGCCAGCAUGGUACCUCGCGCUCAAGGGCGCGAGCAAGGUCACUGUCGUCACACACCCGUCCCGCCUGAAGGUCCCGGCUGACCUGGAGGAAUAUCGCGACAAGGCUCAGGCGCCGCUCUUGAUCAACACCUGCGAGGUCGAUGCCGCGUUCCCCCUCGAGGCGCAGGCUCAGGCGGACGAGAUCCUCGGCGGCGGCAAGUUCGCACCGGGAUACGAGAGGACGUACUGGGACGGCUGCAACCAUGGGUUUGCAGUGCGCGGUGAUAUGACAAACCCCAAAGUGAAAGCGGGGAAGGAGGGCGCCUUCGCCGCGACUAUUCAGUUUUUCAGGAAAUACCAGAACUUGUAG
Molecule: messenger RNA, 753 nt
Organism: Trametes versicolor FP-101664 SS1
Lineage: Eukaryota; Fungi; Basidiomycota; Agaricomycetes; Polyporales; Polyporaceae
Product: alpha/beta-hydrolase
Exons: 6
Coding region: 1-753 (250 amino acids)
Molecular function (GO): hydrolase activity
Source: RefSeq, a predicted model, not a curated record